Messenger RNA from Oncorhynchus gorbuscha (pink salmon), 4077 nucleotides. RefSeq names its product voltage-dependent calcium channel subunit alpha-2/delta-2-like. The record is from RefSeq and is a predicted model, not a curated record. Gene Ontology annotation, molecular function: voltage-gated calcium channel activity. Lineage: Eukaryota; Metazoa; Chordata; Actinopteri; Salmoniformes; Salmonidae. Gene Ontology annotation, cellular component: voltage-gated calcium channel complex. The transcript has 38 exons. Bases 197 to 3490 code for a protein of 1097 amino acids.
CGGAUGCUGCUGAGACUAGUGCAGAGUGGGCGACUGCGGUAUCUUGGCAGGAGCAUCAAUCAUAGGCUCGUCCACAUUUGUUUACCGUCGAAAUCAGCAGGCGACCCGAAAUAAACUCGAAAGGCGAUUGAACAUUAACGUUUUGGGAUCUUAGUUCACAUUUUUCCAAACCCGUUUUCAAGAUUUUUAAUGGAAAAUGGCGAUAUGCACUCCGUCUUGCAGCAUUGUCUGCUUGGUAUCUUUCCAGAUUAUCUUGAUUUUCAAUGUACAGUGGCCUGGCGCCGAUGGUCUCACGUUCCCCCAGCAAUACACAAUAAUGCACUGGGCCAGGCGCAUCGAGCAGGAGAUCGACAGAGUCUUCCAGCACAUCAGCGGAGCCCAGCAGCUAAAAGGGAUCUACAAUGAGAAAAGAAGGCAGUUCAGCCUGGUAAAGAAUUCUCCUUAUGAGAUGGUGGAGAAGGUAGCUUCAGACAUCGAGAAGCUACUGGCCAAGAAACGCAAAGCACUUGAUAGGCUGGCCAGUGAAGCAGAACGUGUCCAGCGAGACCAUCCCUGGCACGACAGCGUCAAGGAGUGGAACAUGACGUAUUAUGAUUCCAAGGCAGAGCUAGACUAUCAGUACUCCCUGCAAGAUGGUGAUGGGGAAACAGUGAGCCCUCCACUACAGGUGGAGUUUGUGUAUGACCCUAACUUCAAAAACAAGGUCAACUACUCCUUCACAGCCGUUCAGAUCCCCACAGACAUCUACAAAGGAGCCCCAGUGAUUCUAAAUGAGCUGAACUGGACCCAGGCGCUGGAGAAGGUGUUUAUGGAGAACAGUCAAGAGGAUCCUUCACUACUCUGGCAGGCAUUUGGUAGCGCCACUGGGGUCACUCGCUACUACCCAGCCACACCGUGGAGGGCCCCUGAUAAGAUCGACCUUUAUGAUGUGAGGAGAAGGCCAUGGUACAUCCAAGGGGCUUCAUCCCCCAAAGACAUGAUCAUACUCGUUGAUGUGAGUGGCAGUGUGAGCGGCCUCACUUUGAAGCUGAUCAAGUCAUCAGUGAUGGAGAUGCUGGACACUCUGUCUGAUGACGACUAUGUCAACGUGGCCAGGUUUAAUGAAAAGGCAGAGGCAGUGGUCCCUUGCUUCAAACACCUGGUCCAGGCCAACGUUCGCAACAAGAAGAUCUUCAAAGAGGCUGUAAAGCUCAUGCAAGCUAAAGGCACCACAGACUACAAGUCUGGUUUCCACUUUGCCUUCAAUCAGCUACUAAACAAGACGAAUGUCCCGCGAGCUCACUGCAAUAAAAUAAUCAUGCUGUUCACUGAUGGAGGGGAGGAUCGAGCUCAGGACAUCUUUGAGCAGUACAAUUGGCCCAACAAAACGGUGCGGGUCUUUACAUUCUCUGUGGGGCAGCACAACUAUGAUGUCACACCCUUGCAAUGGAUUGCGUGUGCCAAUAAAGGUUUCUAUUUUGAGAUCCGCUCCAUCUGUGCCAUAAGGAUUAACACCCAGGAGUACCUGGAUGUGCUGGGCCGCCCCAUGGUCCUGGCAGGCAGCCGUGCCAAGCAGGUUCAGUGGACCAAUGUCUAUCAGGAUGCCUUGGGUCUGGGACUUGUUUUUACUGGGACCAUGCCUGUUUUUAAUCUCACCGUGGAUGGAAACUCACAGAAUCAGCUCAUAUUGGGUGUCAUGGUGGUGGACGUGCAUCUGGACGAAAUCAAAAAGCUGACGCCCCGAUACAACCUUGGAGCCAAUGGGUACAUAUACGCCAUUGACCCAAAUGGAUACCUUCUCCUGCAUCCAAACCUUCACCCAAAGCUGCUCGACCUACCAGAGCCUGUAACACUUGACUUCCUGGAUGCUGAGGUGGAGGACAGUUCCAAACAGGAAAUCCGCAAACAUAUGAUUGAUGGCAGACCGGGUGACAUGCAGAUUAAGACGCUUGUAAAAUCAAUUGAUGAGCGAUACAUAGAUGAGGGAGUUCGGAGUUACACCUGGACACCCAUCAAUGGUACAGACUACAGUCUGGGCCUGGUACUGCCGCCCUACAGUGAAUACUACAUCCAGGCAGACCUGAGUGAUGUGAUGCUGCAGCUCCAGUAUCUGCAAUCUUUGCUGCCCAGCUCCUUUGAAUCAGGGGGACACGUGUUCCUGGCUCCCAGGGAAUACUGCAAGCGUCUGCACAUCUCUGACAACAACACACAGUUCCUGGAGAACUUCCUAUCUCUCAUGGUGGAGAUCACACCAGAAUCUGAAGACUGUGAUCAAGGCCUCAUUCACAACCUGAUCUUGGAUUCUGGAAUCAUCUGGCAGCUAGCAUCUAGAGUGUGGAAGAACAAGGAUAUCCAAACGUAUGGUUUCCUGGCAUUAUUUGCAGCCACAGAUGGAGGUGUAACCCGGGUCUUCCCCAACUCGGCUGCUGAGUCGUGGGAUGAGGACCCUGAGCCCUUCAACUCUAACUACUACCGCCGCAGCCUUGACAACAAGGGCUAUAUGUUCAGAGCUCCACCCAGAGCCUCCAUGGAUGAUCCGGUGACCUCGGAGAACGGCACCAUCGGAAUCCUGGUCAGCACUGCCGUGGAAGUCAACCUGGGAGGCAAGAACCUGAAACCGGCAGUGGUGGGGGUGAAGCUAGACUUGGAAGCAUGGGUAGACAAGUUCAAGAUCUUGGCCAGCAACGUGUCUGACAGUCGUCAGGGCUCGCAAAAGUGUGGGCCAUCCAGAAGUUGUGAGAUGGACUGCGAAGUUAACACUGAUGACUUACUCUGCUAUCUGAUUGACGAUGGUGGCUUCCUGGUGAUGUCCAACCAGAGGGAUCACUGGAAAAAGGUGGGCCUUUUCUUUGGUGAUGUGGACCCCUAUCUUAUGCACGCGCUGUAUAACAACUCCAUCUAUGCCCGCCGGCAGUCUUUUCAGUACCAGUCAGCAUGUGAGCCAGUCAGCAGCAGCCACACAGGGGCAGCACCCAGGGGCAUCUUUGUGCCCUCCAUCGCAGACAUGCUCAGUCUGGCCUGGUGGACAUCGGCGGCAGCAUGGUCUGUAGUCCAGCAGCUGCUCUAUGGACUGGCCUACAACAGUUGGCUCUACACAGGUGAUGUUCUGGCAGAUGGGUUUGACCAGAAGGAGAGCAGCUGUGUGACCAUCCAAAGCCAGUUCUACUUCACCAACACCACCAACUCAUACAAUGUGCUGCAGGACUGUGGGAACUGCUCCAGGUUAUUUCAUGCUAAGAGGAUAGAGAACACCAACCUGUUGUUUGUGGUGGCUGAGACACUGCCCUGUAGCUCCUGUGAGAUUGAGAGACUGACCCAGGUCAAAACGGAGUUCCAGGAGGAGGAUCCCUGUGAGGUGUUGAACUCUGCACGCUACCGGAGAGGCCCGACCGAAUGCUGGGACUACAACAUCUGGGAGAACACAUCGGAGUGUGGGAGAGGCCAUUCCCUACAAUCUUCAAUAGGAAUCCUUUUCUCUAUCCAGCUGAUCCUGACUCUUCUCUCUCUCUGACACCUGGACUAGACCAUUACCACAGUCAUCAUUCGACUAUCUCCUGACAUCCAUUAUUUUACUCUUCCCUUUGUUCUUCAACAUUUCUUUGUCUACUUCUGGUCGGGGAUUGACCUCUGCCAAAAAAAAAAACUUCCUCUUUCCUCUCCCUUUCUCUAGUGUGAUUUCCCUUAAUCUCUCUCUCUCUCUGCAUUUCCAUUGCAUGUCUCAUAUGACAGGCCACUUGAAAAGAAGAGAGUUUCUCUUAUUUUGAUGACAGUAAAUUGCCCCAAGUGUGAGAUAUGGAACAUUUUUUAAAUCAUCCAUAUCCUUUUUAAAAAAUCACUUAAUUUGAAUGUGUGAUAAAGGGAUGUUAUGACAAAUAUUUUAUUGACUUAGAUGUUAGUUAGCAUCAAUGCUCAAUAUGUUCUAAAAGUGCUUCCAAAAGCCAAAUAAGAAGUGAUUGAGAGAUUUUAAAAAACAACAACAUUGUAACAAAAGUACAGUGGACCGUUGCUAUCAACUGAUACAGUACAUUUUGUUUUUGUGAAUUUUACAUGAACAUAUAGUAAAUAUAUAAAUACAAAAAAUAUGUAAAAUAUAUUCCA